CCUAAUGAAGGGGGCGUGUCUACUUUCAUUUUGAAUAGUUAGUACUACAGUACCUUGGAUCAAAGUGCAGCCGACAAAAUGCCUGGAAAAAUGGAAGGUAAAGUUUGCGUAUGUACCGCAUCAGCUCAAGGUAUAGGAAAAGCUGUAGCAUUGGCAUUUGCAAGAGAAGGAGCACAGGUGAUCGCCACAGACAUUAAUGAAGAAAAACUAAAAGAACUGGCAGCCGAAUCGACCAAUAUAACAGUACAAGUUUUAGAUGUAACAAAAUCUGAUGCUGUGAAGGCGUUUGCGGAGAAGAUAGAUAAAAUUGAUGUGUUAUUUAACUGUGCUGGGUUUGUUCAUAAUGGAACUAUACUAGAAACCUCAGAAGAGCAAUAUGAUUUUUCUUUUGAUCUUAAUGUCAAAAGCGUAUACAGAAUGUGUACACAAUUUAUACCAAAGAUGAGAAGUUCCAAGAAAGGAAGUAUAGUCAGUAUUUCCUCUGUUGCCUCUAGUAUCAAAGGUGCUCCUAACAGAUGUAUAUAUGGUGCUACAAAGGCAGCUAUCAUAGGAAUGUCGAAAGCAAUGGCUUCAGACUUUAUCAAAGAUGGCAUCAGAGUAAACUGUGUUUGUCCAGGUACCAUCUUUACUCCAUCAUUAGAUUCAAGAAUAAGAGAUCUUCCAGAUUAUGACGAGGCUAUAAAAGGAUUUAUGGCAAGGCAGCCUAUUGGCCGGUUUGGAACUGCAGAAGAAGUAGCUAAUUUAGUGUUGUUUUUAGCAUCAGAUGAGGCCUCGUAUGUAACUGGCCAAGAAUUUGUUGUUGAUGGUGGAUGGAGUAUGUAAUGGAAGGUGUUGUGAUGGACCCAAGAAAAUCCUUAAAUACAAGAAAAACAUUUGAUAACCAAAUAAUCAGUACAAAUUAUAUUUUAAUUAAUUUUUUUCGAAUUUGUUUUUUAAGGGGUAACCAAAUUGCCACGAAAAACAAAUAUUUUACAUACUAUCAAGGUUAAUAUUGUAAAACAUGUUGAGAAUAUUGAUAAUAACUAUAAUAUUUAUCACAAAAGUUGAGAGAUCAUUUUGUUCUUCCAAAAAAAUUAGAUUGUCCAGGUAACUGAUGUAUUUUCAAAGUCAACUUGUCUAUUUAUUUUUUUAUAUGAAACGUAUUUUUCUCAUUGUAUUAUUAUAUGUUUCAUGUCCGUCAUUGAUAAUUCACAAGUUUUGAAAAAUUGCCCGUGUUAAAAUGUAAACUAUACAUUUUUUUUUAAAUACUUUGAAUUCGGUUUUCUCGGAGUUCGAUAUGUUUGUUAUUUUACUUUUUGUUAGUUUUCAGCAUUAUUAAAUCUUACAAACAUUUAUAUAUGUUCAUAUUACAAUUGAUAUUUUGUUAAGUUUGAUAUAUACAAUAUAAACAUGAUAAACUAUGGUUAUAUUUCAUGUAUUUGUCAUCAUUUUACAAUCUUUUAACUUGUAAAAGGAAAAUGACUUGACAAUGCAUGUACAUUUGUAUACAUUUAUUUUGUUGUUACGUGAUUCAUUUGGUUGCCAAGGAACAAACUCUCAAUUUAAAGGAGAAAGUAAACAAAUAAUUAUGUGAAGUUGAAUAUUUAAUUUGAACAAAGAGUAUAUAUGUUCUAAAGUAGGCUGUAUUGUGUAUGAUUGUUUUUGAUGUCAAACUUCUGAAAUUGUCGCAAGCAUUUAUUUAUAUUUACUUAACUUUAUGCCAAAUUAAAAUGAUUAUCAGAUGUACUUUGGUGUUAUAAUUUGACUGAAUAAAAUGAUAUAAACAGA
This is a messenger RNA of Mytilus californianus (California mussel), 1767 nucleotides long. Its product is annotated as dehydrogenase/reductase SDR family member 6-like. The coding region runs from base 79 to 822 and encodes 247 amino acids. Gene Ontology annotation, cellular component: cytoplasm. Gene Ontology annotation, molecular function: oxidoreductase activity, acting on the CH-OH group of donors, NAD or NADP as acceptor. The record is from RefSeq and is a predicted model, not a curated record. NCBI's taxonomy places the organism in Eukaryota, Metazoa, Mollusca, Bivalvia, Mytilida, Mytilidae. The transcript is spliced from 10 exons.